GAAGGGACGUCAAGAAGGAGGAGCAACGCAAGCUGCCAGCCCAACAAGGCGCGGGGCCGCUUGCGAGAGAAAGGGAGAACAACAGAUGCAACAACCCUGCUCCCCGUGUUGUUUUUAAGCCGCCUUCUUCCGCAGAUCGUCUUUUUCCCCCCUCCCUCCUGCCCUCCCUGCUGUUUUGGCUUUUCUCCUUUGUGUCUCCAUCCGCGCCUGCCGGUGGCUUCUCGCGCGCGCUUCUCCCGCUUCUCCUCCAGGCCGAUUUCCCGUGGAUCAGGAUGGCCAAGAAGCGCAAGGGGGUCGUGCAGCUGCCGGGGGUGGGCAAGAAGCUCAAGGGAGAAGUUGCAGCCUCCUCCGCCUCCUCCUCCGGUCCUAAAACGCAGCAGCAGCAGCAGCAAGAGGAUGAUUUUGAAGAGGAAAAACCCAGUCAGAAGAAAAGGUUGCCCAAAACAGCUUCUGGAAAAAAGAAGGAAAAGGAACAGGAGAGGGAUAUCUUUCAGCCACCCUGCAGAAAUUCGAAUCAGAAAGGACCAAAGCCUAAAGUGAAGGAGGAAAAGAAUAAAGUGGCAGAAAGUAAAGGGUCCUGUAAAAAAAGGGUAAAAUGCAGGGCAAUGAUACGAUUGACUUCUUUUGGGGGCUUCCUCUUAGCCUUGUCCUCUGAACCCAUAGAAAACCUGAUGCCGAUGCGUGGGGGUCUGCAGAGCACUCCUCUAAAGAAGGAAACAAACACAAAAAAAGAAUCUCCUGUCACAAAGAGAAAGAGAGAUGAAGAAGAAGAUAGUGACGAUGAUGAUGAAGAUGAUGAAAGUGAGGAUGAGUGGGAAGAUGUGGAAGAACUUCAUCAACCUGAGAUAGAGAUACUCAAAGAACUUCCUGCCCCGGCGUUGCCCAACAAAACAGUUGAGAUAGAAAUUGAGACACCCGAGCAGGCGAAGAAAAGAGAGAGAAGAGAGAAAAGGCAGGUUGAGUUUGAGACGUAUCUGCGGAGAAUGAUGAAGCGCUUCAACAAGGGAGUUCAUGAAGACACACACAAGGUCCACCUACUGUGCCUGCUAGCCAAUGGCUUCCAUAGAAACAGGAUCUGCUCUCAGCCGGACCUCCAGGCGAUCGGCCUCUCUAUCAUCCCCGCUCAUUUUACUAAAGUGCCUGCGGGCCGUGUAGACCGCCUAUUCCUGUCAAAUCUUGUGAAGUGGUUUGUUGCGACAUUCACUGUCAAUGGGGAGCUCUCUGAUAACGAAGAAAGUUGGCAGUCCACCCUAGAGAGGCGUUUUGCUGUGUAUGCUGCACGAGAUGAGGAAGAAUUGGUUCAUAUAUUUUUACUCAUUCUGCGAGCGUUGCAGCUACUGUGCCGCCUUGUGUUGUCUCUGCAGCCCAUUCCUCUGAAAGUGUCGGCGGGAAAGGGAAAGACCAGCUCCUCCAAGAAGCGCUCUCUCAGUGCAGUUUCCGAGGAAUCAGGUGGCUCUGCCAAAAAGCCUAAACGUGCCUCGAAAAAAUGUGCAGGGCCUGGUAAAGUCAAGCUAGAGGCAGGCCAAGAGAAGGUCCUGUCAGGGAGCCAGGAAGCUGACAGGAAAUCAUCCCCAACAGGAGCCAAAAGGACAGUAAAUAAACCUACUGCACUCAGGAGUGCUGAGGAAGAAAAGGAACCUGGUGUGAGCAACCUGAGGGAAAGGGGAGGGAUGGGGAGGACCAAAAACGACCGCCUACGAAAAGUGGCCUCAAAAGUGUCAUAUAAAGAGGAGAGUGGAAGCGACAAUGGCAGGGAUUCUGAAUUCCAUGCUUCAGAGGAAGACGAGGAUGAAAGUAGCAUCUCUGAUGAGGACUUCGAAACUCCCAAGAGGAAACAGAGGUCAUCACUAGGGACCCCGAAAGCAAAAGCAGCUCUUAACAACAGGCGGAAGUCUGGUCCUGCGGUGCUGAAUGUACCCAAGAACUCUCGGACAGUUGAGAGUUCACUGGGGGAAGCGGCUACCCCAGGCUCUUCAAACCUCUCCAAGAAAAGGAACAAAAUAAUUUCUAGCGAUGAGGAUGAAGGAGGCGAUGUGGGACCAGGUAAACAGAGAGGCACUGACCAGUGGCUGGAGGUUUUUCUCGAACGGGAGGACAAGUGGGUCAGCGUGGACUGCGUCCACGGCACCGUUGGGCAGCCUCUGCUGUGCUUCAGACACGCCACCAAGCCUGUGUGCUACAUCAUUGGCAUUGAUAACGACGGGUGCGUCAAGGACGUGACACAAAGAUACGACCCGGCGUGGAUGACGUCUACGAGGAAGUGCCGCGUGGAUGCCGAGUGGUGGGAGGACACCUUGGAACCAUACAGAAGCCCUUUUGUGGAGCGAGAGAAAAAGGAAGAAAGGGAGUUUCUAGUUAAACUUCAAGACCAGCCCCUGCCGACAGCCAUUGGCGAAUACAAGAACCACCCGCUUUAUGCCUUGAAGAGGCAUCUCCUUAAAUACGAAGCCAUCUACCCGGAGACAGCUGCUAUACUAGGGUAUUGCCGUGGGGAGGCUGUGUAUUCCAGAGACUGUAUCCAUACGCUGCACUCCAAAGACACCUGGCUGAAGCAAGCUCGAGUGGUCAGGAUUGGUGAGGUGCCUUAUAAGAUGGUUAUAGGCUACUCCAACCAAGCAAGAAAAGCACGAAUGGCAGAACCGGCAAACAGAGACAAAAAGGACUUGCCGCUGUUUGGCCUCUGGCAGACGGAGGAAUACCAGCCCCCUGUUGCCGUGGAUGGAAGGGUUCCCCGGAAUGAAUUUGGGAAUGUGUAUCUCUUCCAACCCAGCAUGUUGCCCAUAGGCUGUGUGCAGCUAAAGCUUCCCAACCUCCAUAGAGUGGCGCGCAAAUUGGAUAUUGACUGUGUCCCAGCUGUUACUGGAUUUGAUUUUCAUGGUGGCUACUCGCACCCAGUCACCGAAGGUUAUGUGAUCUGCGAAGAGUACAAAGAAGUGCUUGUUGCAGCGUGGGAGAACGAAGAAGCCGAGAGAGAGAAGAAGGAAAAGGAGAAGCGGGAGAAGAGAGUCCUGGGGAACUGGAAAUUGCUGACAAAAGGGCUUCUGAUCAAAGAGAGACUGAAGAGACGCUACUCUACUAAGAAUGAGGCAGCAGGAGCAAUGGUGACUCCGGGAGGCGGGUUCUCCUCUGAUGAGGAUGAAGGAGGCGGAGAACCAAGCUCAGAGACACCAGCUGGGGAUGUGGACGUUUCUUGGCCCCAAAAUCGGCAACUGGAACAAGAGAGGGAGGGAGGGAAAAGGACCAGAAAAAGCAAGAGGGAAAAGAAAGGAGAAGCAAAAUACUUGUUCCCAUUUGAGAAGCUGUAACUGGAAGCAGCCACUGUGGCAAAGAAAAGAAGAGUCUUCAUAAAGAGACCAACUUGUAAAUAGCUUCAGAUUUAGGAAAUAAUAUAUUUUUUUAUUUGCUGCAAGAUGGAGAUUUGAGUUUUGACUCAAUAUGUUAAGAGAGCAAUUGUUUGAUUGUGUGUGAAAAUACUUCUGGUGAGAAUAAAUCAGGGAGUUCAUAGGAACCUUUAUAAGUCUUGGCCGUAGAAUACACAUUUUACUCCAUUUGCGGUUGCAAAUGUGGAUUGUGCCAAGUUGGCUAAAAGAGCUUAGAAUUAGAUAUGUUUUUAUUACCCUCUCUUCAGAGGAGCGAGCCUUGCUCCUUUGUAUUUGUGGAGUUACGGGGAACAGGCUGGUUUAGACCAGUUGUGGGGGAUUCUGUGAUCCUCCAGAAGUAGCUGGGACUACAAAUCCCAUCAUCCUUGGCCCCUGGCCUUGCUGGCUGGAGUUGUAGCCCAACACGUUCCCCACCUCUUAUCUUAGGUGCUAUCAAUCAGACGCUUUGCGAAUGCUGUUUCCCCUUGAACAUUUUUGCAAUUCCUUGGUUUCCCAGCGGUUAGCAGUGUCUCUUUCACUGUCCUCAUCCCUUCUGUUUGUCUGAAAGACGAUUUACAUGGUAGCUAUAAAGGUCCCAAGUAUGUCAUCAAUGGCUUGAAGGUGGUGAUGUCCUUUGCUUGUAAAGAGUUUAAAAUUUUUUGGCUUCAGGAAAAGGUGCAGGCCAUCCACAUUUUGGGCACAGUCCCCCGUGAAAUUUGCCAGGACAAACAACAGAAGCAAGUGGAGAGUGUCAGAAAAAAACAUUGCUUGUGCUCUUGCACAUUUCCCCACUUAUUUCUAGAGAGCUUGUGCAAGAGACACAAAUGGGAACCUUUUUGCUAGUUAAAAAAGUACUAUAGGAGCUUUGGGUAGGGGGACUUCUCAAGAAUCAUUUAGUUUUUGUCUCUCUUCCUUCUGCAUCCUCAUAAAUAAGCCUCAUUAUAAGCCAUGUCUGUUUUGAGCACUGAACUAAAGUUACGAUGGCUCCAGUCUGAAAUGGUCUGAGUGAGCACAUUCUAAACAGAACUGACAUAUAAGAAUGUAUGCUUGCAUUCUGCCGUUACUUAAUGGAUCACUGUACAAUGACUUGUUUGCCUCUUCUAUAGAGUGCUUUCACUUAUACACACUUUUUGCUACAAAAGAAAUGUUAAUGAUACCACUUGACACAGCUUUAAAAAUUACACAUUUUUACUGGCCUGAAAUUUUUUUGCAUUUUUUUUUAAAAAAACUCCCUUUAACUAGUAUUUAGCACUUUAAAAAUAACCAGGAAAAAUAUUUUUGUACCGAAUCCUUAGUUUAAAAUAAAAGCUUUAAUAUUAUUUUA
Messenger RNA from Podarcis muralis (Common wall lizard), 4683 nucleotides. NCBI's taxonomy places the organism in Eukaryota, Metazoa, Chordata, Lepidosauria, Squamata, Lacertidae. The record is from RefSeq and is a predicted model, not a curated record.